Molecule: messenger RNA, 2547 nt
Organism: Pelmatolapia mariae (spotted tilapia)
Lineage: Eukaryota; Metazoa; Chordata; Actinopteri; Cichliformes; Cichlidae
Product: toll-like receptor 1
Exons: 2
Coding region: 94-2547 (817 amino acids)
Biological process (GO): toll-like receptor signaling pathway; inflammatory response; immune response
Cellular component (GO): plasma membrane
Molecular function (GO): protein binding; transmembrane signaling receptor activity
Source: RefSeq, a predicted model, not a curated record
UCCCCAUAUCCAGAGAUUUGGAACCAUUGUGACUCUGAUGUUUUUGUACUUGAGACUUAAAAACGUGACCAUCAGACCACAACACAGGCAACAAUGAGGGUCACAGCAGCCAUACUCUGGACAGCAGCCAUGUUGGUGGGACUUCAGAAGAGCGCUUCAUCACCUGACAACUUUGUAGACCGAUCAUCCCAAAACCUCUCCUCUGUCCCAACUGACCUGCCACAGACGACUGAGUUUUUAGACCUCUCCCGCAACUACAUACGUCAGCUUCACAAUGGAGACUUUGAAAAGACCACUCACCUUAGGUUCCUGAAUGUGUCAUGGAACGAUUUGCAGGAGAUCGAUCCACAGACUUUUCUUGACACGCCUCUCCUGGAACAUCUGGACCUGUCGCACAACAAUCUCAAGAACCUCUCAAGUCAACAAUACCUGCUACACACAGUGAACCUCCUGGUACUAAACUUGGCCUUUAACAGAUUUCUUACCAUGACAUUGGGGAGUGAGUUCAGCUCUCUUGUAAAACUGGAGAGAUUAACAGUUGGAGCAAAAAACAUCAGUGUGGGUGACUUCAAGAACAUUGCUAAAGUGAAACUACACACAUUGACGUUAUUACUUGAGGAUGAACUUUAUUAUGAAGCAGGCAGCCUGGAGGAUGUUCAUGCUCAAAGGCUGCAGAUAGCCUUCGGACAUAAUCAGAAAAUUGACUGUAAUCUGACUGCUGAUGCUCUGUCCCUGUUUGCUGAAGUGGAGAUGAUGAAUAUGAAAGAUGGCUACAAAGACCUAAGUAAGCAGCUAAGAGAGACAGUGAAAAUCCGCACGACAAGUUUUUAUCUCACCAACAUAACAAUUAAAUGGCGAGACUUAACCGAAUAUGUAAAUGUGGCUCUAAAUACAACUUUGAAACAUCUUGAUGCCUCUGAUGUGCACAUAAUGCAGCCUCCUCGAGAUGAAACAGAAGUGGUCAAAACAUCACAGGUGAUUUCUUUCACAGCCAGCCAGGCAGUGGUAACAAGUUUUUUCUUCUCACAGGAGGCUUUAUACAACUUUUUCAUCAGCAUGCCAGUGGAGAGUGUUGCGAUUACUGACACACCAAUAAUACACAUGACCUGUCCCAAGUCACAGAGUCCAAUACGCCAGCUGGAUUUUUCUAAUUGUGCUAUGUCUGACACCAUCUUCUCAAGUGUGGUGGAUGAUAAAUUUGUAGAAUGUCAGAACCUGCGUAACCUGAAGAACUUGACUCUGGUAGGCAACAGUCUUAAAAAACUUGAGUUACUGAGCAAUCGUUUUCAAUAUAUGUCGUCCCUGCAACAUCUGGACCUCAGCGUCAACUCCAUAGGGUAUGACCAGUCAUCACAUUGCACCUGGCCGCCAAGCAUCACCAAUAUAAAUCUGUCUUCUAAUAGUUUGACUGACUCGGUUUUUCAAUGUCUACCAAAUGGGACACAGAUACUGGACCUCCAGAACAACCAGAUUUCUGUGGUUCCGCAAUCCAUCUUCAAUCUGAGAAACCUUUCAACUCUGAAUCUAAAUGCUAACCGGCUGCGGGAGCUGCCAGGUUGUGGCACUUUCCCCACACUCCACAAGCUUCUGCUCGGGUCAAAUUCUCUCCAUGCCCCAUCUGUGAACAUAUUGGAAAGCUGUCCCGAACUGCGUACCCUAGAUGUCAGUUUUAACCCCUUCACCUGUACCUGCACUCUCAGAAGUUUCAUAAAGCUCGCUAUCAAGUCUGAAAAGAACAACAGCCAAUCAGGAAUUGAGCUGCUGAAUUGGCCACAAGGCUAUUACUGCACAUACCCCGAGGAUGUUAGAAACUCAACUUUAAGAGACAUCUCGAUCCCAGAGGUUUCCUGCAGCAUUGGCCUUCUAGUGGUUGCAAUUUUGGUCCCAGCAGGGACACUGAUUAUUUCCGUUGUGAUUCUGUGUCACUGUUUGGAUGUUCCCUGGUACAUGGGCAUGAUCUGGCAGUGGACAAGAGCCAAACAUCGUGCAAGAAUGCAACAAGCUCGGCCCGAGGAUCUGGUGGGCCUGGAGUUCCACGCAUUUGUGUCUUAUAGCCAGCACGAUGUUGACUGGGUGCGCAAUUCCCUUCUUCCCAACCUCGAAGGCCCCGCAGGAGGGCUUAGAAUCUGUCAUCACGAGAAACAUUUUGUGCCGGGAAAGACGAUCAUUGAGAACAUCAUCAGCUGUGUGGAGAAAUGCAGGCGCUCUGUGUUUGUCCUCUCUGCUCACUUUGUCAAGAGCGAGUGGUGUCAUUACGAGCUCUACUUCGCCACCCACCAACGUCUCACUCUGGGCUCAGACAGCAUUGUGCUGGUACUGCUUGAGCCUCUGCCUCAAUACCUAAUCCCAUCAAAGUACUACCAGCUGAAGUCCAUGAUGAACCGCCACACAUAUCUGGAGUGGCCUCAAGACAAAGCAAAACAAAGGUUAUUCUGGGCUAACCUCAGAGCUGCCCUACAGACUGACCUGCCAAAUGCUCCAGUCACACAAGUACAGGAGCAUUGGGCAGAGGAAAGACUUGAAGAGGGACAGAGGUUAAUAGGGUAA